Messenger RNA from Prosopis cineraria, 1295 nucleotides. RefSeq names its product protein CUP-SHAPED COTYLEDON 3-like. Gene Ontology annotation, biological process: regulation of DNA-templated transcription. The record is from RefSeq and is a predicted model, not a curated record. The transcript has 3 exons. Bases 129 to 965 code for a protein of 278 amino acids. Lineage: Eukaryota; Viridiplantae; Streptophyta; Magnoliopsida; Fabales; Fabaceae. Gene Ontology annotation, molecular function: DNA binding.
CUGCCUCUACCCCAUAUUAUAUAUUUCAAAUACCCGGAGCAACUAGUGUUAUUUCUCAAAGCUUCUUUUAUAGAUCAUAUAUCCUGCUCUCUCUCUUCUCUCUCUGUGUUUAAAAAGCAAAAUAAUUAAUGGGUCUGAGAGACAUAGGGGCUUCACUCCCUCCUGGGUUUCGUUUCUAUCCGAGCGACGAGGAGUUGGUUUGUCAUUACCUGUACAAGAAGAUCACCAAUGAGGAAAUUCUCAAGGGUACUUUGGUCGAAAUCGACUUGCAUACAUGCGAGCCAUGGCAGCUUCCAGAGGUGGCAAAGCUGAACACGAACGAAUGGUACUUCUUCAGCUUCCGUGACCGUAAAUACGCCACGGGAUUCCGGACAAAUAGGGCGACGACGUCUGGGUAUUGGAAGGCGACAGGGAAGGAUAGGACCGUGCUGGACCCAAUGACACGCGAGGUUGUAGGGAUGAGGAAGACGCUGGUGUUCUACAGGAACAGAGCCCCCAAUGGCAUGAAGACUGGUUGGAUCAUGCAUGAAUUCCGCUUGGAGACCCCACACAUGCCCCCCAAGGAGGACUGGGUUUUGUGUAGAGUAUUUUACAAAAGCAGAGCAGACAACACUGCCAAAUUCAGCCCGCAAGACAUGUUUGAGACUGCCCCUUCCUUUACUUUGCCUUCAUCUCCGACCAAUCAAACUGUGCCUCCUGGCUUCACCACUUUCACCUCCAUUCCACCCCAUGAUUACCAAUACCAGAACCAGAACAGCUCUCUCAUGAAUCUCCUUCAGUUUUCUCGGGGAACAAACAUUAGUACUGUCUCUCACAGUAUUCCAAAAGGAGAUCAUGUUGGAUAUGACGAUGGAUUCUUAUGGGACAUGGAUCUGGAAGAAAACAGCAUCCACCACAAUGACGUGGCCUCAAACUUGGACGGAAUGAGAUUCGAUGUUGAUAAUGACAGUAUGGUUUUGUUAUAAGAAAAAUGUGCAUGUGUAUAUCUAUGGUUCAUAUCACCCAAAUUACCAAAAAUUGCAGAUCUGUGAAAAAAAAAUGCACAUAUGUGGAGUUUGUCUUUGAGAGGAGUCAAGUGCUUCGCUUGAACUUCCAAAGAUGUUUUAAGGUUGUGGCAUAUACUGUCCAAGUUCUUAGCGUAUGAGGUCGUUUUGAGAUUUUUCCCCCCUUCCUUUAAUGUAAUUUAGUUAUAAUUAUCCCAUUAGCAUCCAUUGGGACAGUCCUUUUAAUUCAUGUACAAUUAAUUUGUUCACUAUCUGAUCAGUAUCAGAAACAUGCUCAUUGUUUUCUUUUCA